Messenger RNA from Capronia epimyces CBS 606.96, 1086 nucleotides. RefSeq lists its product as uncharacterized. Bases 1 to 1086 code for a protein of 361 amino acids. The transcript has 3 exons. The record is from RefSeq and is a predicted model, not a curated record. NCBI's taxonomy places the organism in Eukaryota, Fungi, Ascomycota, Eurotiomycetes, Chaetothyriales, Herpotrichiellaceae.
AUGCCCUCCAAUAAAAAAGCCAACCUCCAGGCGGCCGCCAACUUGAACACCUCAGCAGCGGCCCAAGAUCUUCCUCCAUCGUACGAGACGACGGUUCUCCCCAUCCCAAGACCAAGCGCAGGCACAACAAGCGCACCAUCCAUUCCGAUCUCUAUACCCAGCCAGAAUCCGCUCGAGGCGCUCUCACGACUCACCACCAUCGACUUCGCCAAAUACCGCGUCCCCGAUUCGACACUAUCUGACGACUGCACGACCGUGACCACCAGCAGGCCUGAACUCACCGGCACGCAGUAUGCUCUCAUCAAAUUCAUCUACGAGCAGGCUGCCUUGCCACCCAAACCGCUCAUGGUCGUCCGCGGCACGCAUACCGAAAACACGUCGACAACGGCCAUCGUGGACUUUGAGUUGAAGAUCAACCUCACUAGUCUCCUGGACACGGAUCGCGACCGCGGUGCUGGUCUGGACGGGACGAGGUCGUCGAAGCGGAUUCGUGUGAAACCGUUUCAGAAUGCGUCGUCCUCGUCGUCCUCGUCGCCGAAGCAGCCGGGUAGCAGUCGUACUGAACGUGAAACCACCCUGGGUCCUUUGGAGCAAUGGGUCAAGAAGUUCUGCGAAGACAAGGCUGAGAAUAAGAGUUUCACUAUCCACCGCGUCGCCAAAAACCUCCCAACGUCGAUGCUUGAAGGCAUGGUCCGCACCCUCAUUGCCGCGACCAGGUACCGCGGCACUGUCGCAGUCGAGUUCCCCGUCCAGUAUGCCGAUGUCACCGUGCGGCGCCAAUCAGGUAACUGGUUCGUCAACAUGUUACGACUGUAUCGAUUUACGCGAUACGAGGUGGUUGAAUCGCGUUGGGACCUGGCCGGCCUUAGUUCACAGACAGCAGGGGCUGGCGGGUCUGCGUUUGCCCCCGGCGCUGCAACAACAGAGCAAACCCGCCGCGCCGGCCUCAUUGCGCAGGAAUGGUGGCGGGAAUGGGAGCCGGCCAUUUCCAAUGCCGUGCUCGCGCGCAAACAGGGCUGGAUCACGAUCGAAGACUGGAUCGAGGCGCGCAUGGGUGUGAGGGAGAAGGAGAGGAAUCGAGACUAG